UGAUGCUGGUGUAGCUCCUAUGCAGGGAAAUUGUCAGAAUGUUUUUCAACGUGGCUCAGUUUGAAGCUAUACUGAUUGGUCUCCUUUUCGCAAGUUUGACCUCGACUUCUGCUCAGCAGCCUGCCUGUAGAGAGUCAUCUCUUGCGGACAUUGUAUUCCUGGUGGAUGGGUCCUGGAGUAUCGGGAUCCAGAACUUUAAAAAUAUUCAAGAGUUUCUCUAUACCCUUGUGAAUGGAUUUGAUGUUGGACUGGACAAAGUUCGGAUAGGCCUCAUCCAGUACAGUGGAAAUCCUCGCACUGAGUUUUUCUUGAAUUCCUAUAGUGAUAAGAAUGAGAUCCUGCAGUAUCUACAGCAGCUGCCAUACAAAGGAGGAGGAACAAGAACAGGGCUGGGCCUGAAGUUCAUGCUGAACAAGCACUUUGUGGAGUCGGCGGGCAGCAGGGCAUCAAUGGGGGUACCGCAGGUGGCCAUUGUAAUCACCGACGGGCAAUCCCAGGAUAGUGUUGGACCACCCGCAAAAGCACUGAGGGACCGAGGGGUCACCAUAUACGCCAUUGGCAUCAAGGAUGCUGUGGAGAAAGAACUGGAGGAAAUUGCCAGUAAGCCAGCUGGAAAUUAUGUGUACAACGUGGCAGACUUCGCAGCCCUGAGAGGAAUUUCACAGGCUGUCAUCCAAUUUGUUUGUACCAGGGUGGAAGAGGUGACUCGUCAAGUAUCUCAGGUCUCACAAGUUUCCCCAGCUUGCAGGAAAGCCACACUUGCUGAUAUUGUCCUUGUGGUGGAUAGUUCAACCAGUAUAAGUGAUGAGAACUUUGAAGAAGUGAGGGAGUUUCUGUACACCUUUGUUAGUGGCCUAGAUAUUGCAGAAAACAAAGUGAGGAUUGGACUGGUUCAGUACAGUGACGAUCCAAAGACAGAAUUCCUGCUGAAUCAAUAUUCAUCCAAGAAUGACAUUCUGAACUACCUACAGAGCUUGCAACAGAAGAAAGGCAGGACCGAUACUAGAAGGGCCCUGGAGUUUCUGCAGAGCCAACACUUUGUUCCCGCAGCAGGGAGCAGGGCAGCAGACAAUGUGCAGCAGAUUGUGAUCCUGGUCACCGAUGGUGAGUCCAUCACUGAGGUGGAUGAUGCUGCCAACAGACUGAGAAAUAGCGGAGUCACAAUUUAUGUCGUUGGAGUUAAUAUCCAAGGAAAGAAGGAACUUCAAGAUAUUUCCAGCAGACCAGUUCAGAGAUAUACUUAUCAUGUUGCAAAUUUUCUUGGAAUGAAAGAAAUUUCGAAUAAAAUCUUGGAGUCAGUGUGCAAGACAGUUGAAGCCCACAUCCAAGCCUUCGCAGUGCGUUAUGCUGACAUCGUUUUCCUAGUCGAUGGUUCGCAGAACAUGGAAAUCGCAGGAUUCCAGCAGAUCAGAAGCUUUAUCUUCAAAAUCAUUUCUCAGCUCGACAUUGGGGCAAAUAAGUACCGCAUUGGUCUUGCCCAGUACGAUACUAGUGCACGAACUGAGUUCUUACUGAAUACCUACAUAACAAAGAUUCAAGUGGCAAAUUACAUCAGAAGUGACAGUAGCUUUACAUUUCAGGGAGGACCAGGGUUAGCAAUGGGCCGUGCCAUUGACUUUGUGCGCAGGACAUUUUUCAGAGAGUCUGCUGGAAGUCGGAAAGGGGAAGGUGUUCCUCAGAUAGUAAUAAUUGUUACUUCAGCCCCUUCACAGGAUGACAUUACUCUGCCUGCCAGAGCCUUAAAGAAGGAAGGCGUGAAAGUUAUCUCCGUUGGCGUCAGACGUUCCAUCUUGAGCGAGCUCCAGCGUGUGGCUUUUCUGCCUAAUUUUCCAUUUGUUUUCCAGAUUAGUGCUUUUGAUGCAUUGAUUCAGUCAUCUGAACAAAUAUCUAAUGCAAUCAGACAGCUAGUACGAAGAGAGUUUCGAUACAGAGAAAUGAGAAGGCCACCAGUGUGUCAGUCUGCUUCGGUUGCUGAUAUUGUUUUCUUGGUGGAUGAAUCGGACAGCAUUGGGGCUGUAAAUUUCCAAUUGCUGCGUGUUUUCCUCCACAACAUGAUCAAUGCGCUGGAAGUGGAGGCUGAAAGUGUCCACGUUGGUUUAGCUCAGUACAGCGCCAAUGCAUCAGAAGAUUUCAAUCUCAAAAUGUACCUCAGAAAGUCCGACAUCCUCGACCACAUCAAGUCGAUACGGUACGGUGGAGGGGGCAGGAACACAGGCGUUGCUAUUGAUUUUGUACGGAACAAUUACUUCAUGGGGCAGGCAGGCAGUCGUGCUAGGAAAGGAUUUCCUCAGAUCCUGAUUGUAAUCACCAGUGGCAAAUCCCAGGAUGCAGUCAAGGACAGUGCAGCUACCCUGCGUCGUUUGGGCGUUACUCUGUAUGUCUUGGGAAUCCAAAAUGCCACUGAGAGCGAGCUGAAGAAAAUUGCAUCACAUCCUUCGAAGAAUUACGUUUCUACGGUUGAGGACUUCACUCAACUGUCAACCAUUGAAGACAUGCUUCAGAAGAAGAUUUGCAAUGAGAUCAUCAAACAAACCACAGUCCAAUCUGUCCGAGUAAAAAGGCUCAAACAAGGCUGUGUCGAAACAGAAGAAGCCGAUAUCUUUUUCCUCGUUGAUGGGUCAGACAGCAUAUCCCCUGAGGAACUCAUGGAUAUGAAAAGGUUUCUGGUAGAUGUAGUGAAUGUAUUCAGUAUUGGUGCAGACCAGGUACGUGUGGGAGUUGUCCAGUAUGCAGAUAGUCCGCGGAUUGAAAUUGGAAUCACUCAGCAUACCAGCCAAACAGAUUUGGAGAAAGCGAUUAAGCAAAUCUCUCAAAUGGGUGGAGGCAUGGCAACUGGCCGUGCAUUAACCUACAUGAGGAAUCUUCUCAGCAAUGCUGUGACAAGUCGCAGACAGAGGGUGAGGCAUAUCCUGAUCACUAUCACAAGUGGACAAUCAGAUGAUCCUGUGAGAAGCCCUGCCGCAGAGCUGAGGAGACAGGGAGUAGAUACUUUUGCAAUAGGAGUGGGAAACACAGAUGAAUCUGAACUUCUGCAAAUUGGAGGAACUAGAGAAAGAAUCUUUUAUGUCACCAACUUUGAUGCUUUGAAAGAUGUGAAGAAUAACAUUGUACGGGAACUCUGUUCUAGGGAAGCCUGCAGGAAGCUGGAUAUGGCUGAUAUCAUCUUCCUAAUUGAUGGAUCAGGCAGCAUAAACACCGAGGAUUUCAGGAAAAUGAAGACAUUUAUGGAUGCCAUUGUGAACAAGACCUCUAUCGAAGACAAAAAUGUGCAUAUAGGUCUGAUACAGUUUGCCUCAAGCCCCAAGCUAGAGUUUGAACUUAAUGUACAUUCAAGGAAAGCUGACCUACUCACAGCGAUCAGUAACAUGCAGCAGCUGGGAGGGGGGACUCUCACAGGUCGUGCACUGAGAUUUGCAGUGGACUAUUUUGAUGAAGCUAAAGGGGGUCGCCCUAACGUUCCACAGUACCUCAUAGUGAUAACUGAUGGAGAGGCACAGGAUGAGGUCCUUCAACCAGCCAAAGCCCUAAGGGAUAAAGGAGUCACUGUGUUCACCGUGGGCGUAUUCAAUGCUAACAGCACUCAGCUUCUGGAAGUUGGAGGAGCUUGGGAUAAAGUUCACUAUGUGGAGAACUUUGAUCUGCUGGACACCCCAGAAAAACAGAUCCUCUGGGAGAUCUGCAGCCAGCCUGAAGUUUGCUUGCGAACUGAAGCAGCAGAUAUUCUUUUUGUGAUUGAUGGAUCAGGCAACGUACAGCCAUACGAUUUUGAGAGGAUGAAAAGAUUCGUGAUGACAUUGGUGAACAGCUCAGAGGUGUCCCCCAGCAGGGUUCGGUUUGGUGCCAUACUCUACAAUAAUGACCCUGACAUUCAAUUCCAGCUCAGUCAAUUCCGGAGCAAAAACGAGGUCCGCCAAGCUAUUAGUCAAAUGCAAAUGAAAGAAGGACCCACUUUCACUGCACGUGCACUUCAACAGGCCAGAAAACUUUUAACCCUAGAGAAAGGGAGUCGGCAGAUGGCAGGGGUUUCGCAGUUUGUCAUCGUGAUUACUGACGAAGAAGCCGCGGAUUCAUCAGCAGUGCCAGGGGUGGCGGAAGACAUCAGAGAGGAUGGAGUGACCGUCCUUGCUGUGGGAAUAGCAGAAGCCAACAAAAGAGAGCUCGAGGCUAUUGGAGGCUCGAGGGAAAACUACUUUUAUGUUCAAGACUUUGACGCCUUGAAAAACAUCACGAGGGAUCUCUUGUUGCUCGUUUGUACAAACACAAAUCCAGAAUGUGAUCUUCAACAGGCAGACAUUGUCUUUUUAGUAGAUGGAUCUGAGAGCAUAAUGGCUGAAGACUUCAGUUACAUUAAAUCUUUCAUGAAAAGCAUGGUUAGCUUUUUCAGUAUUGUCCCCAGCAUGUUCCAGUUUGGUCUGGCUCAGUUCAGUACGUCGUUUCGAAAAGAAUUUGACCUGAAGGAUUUCCCAGACAAAAAGACAUUGAUGGCUGAAAUUGAAAAAAUGGUUCAACUGAAUCAAGGAACUCGGAUUGGACCAGCACUGAUGAACGUGACCAGGCUGUUCACGAGAGAGGCAGGUAGUCGGAAAGCUUCGAAUGUGCCCCAGUUCCUGGUGGUGAUCACUGAUGGAAGGUCGAAAGAGAGUGUGAUGGGCCCAGCUGAUAAUCUGAGGGACAAUGGGAUUGAAAUUUUGACUGUAGGGGUAGGGCAGGCAGAUCUGAAACAGCUUCUCCAAAUCUCUGGGUCACGAGACAGGAUCUAUUUUGUUGACAGCUUUCGAGAUUUGGGCAAGAUUAAACAAAGGAUUGUCCGCAGCCUUUGUGAGGAUCAGCCAGGAGCAGGAUGUACCAUUGAUGUUGCUGUGGGAGUUGACCUUCCCAGUCAAGCACGCUUCUCAAAUGCACUAGGUAGUCAGCUGAACCUGCAGAUGCAGCAACUGGACAGCUUAAUCCAAAGAAUGACAGAUUUGCACAACAUCAGCUGCAUAGCAGGUCACAGUUUCAAUGUCCGGGCAGGAUUUCACAUCACCGAUAGAGUCGGAAGAAUACGCUUUGAAUCAGACUUCGAAAGCUAUAAUUUAGAUGUCUUAAGAAAUGCGAGAUCAUUUCUGCUGUCAGCGAUGGACCAGAUCAGUUUGACUGCUGAUUAUUUGUUGUCGUUUGCGAACAAAUUUGAGCGGGAGUCGGGUAAAAAUGUGAAGGUGAUAGUGAUGUUUACGAACGGAGUAGCGGACAGCAUGAAUAGACUUAAGGAAGCGUCAAACAGACUCCGGCUUAAUGGUGUCAAUGCACUAAUCACAGUUGCUCUGGAAAACACUGCAAAUGUUGAUGAGCUUCAUGAACUGGAUUUUGGCAGAGGAUUUGGCUACAACCGCAAACUAGCCAUUGGAAUGCAUGAUAUCGGGGGUGUAUUGCACACUGAGAUUGACACGGUUGCAGAAAGAGAAUGCUGUGAUAUAAUUUGCAAGUGUUUUGGACAAAUGGGUAAACAUGGACAACAAGGAGAGCAAGGAAUUAAAGGGAUCUCAGGACCACUGGGAGCAUUGGGUUACGCGGGCGAAGAUGGAGGUAUGGGUGAAAGGGGCCCUCCAGGCAUUAUAGGACCUCGAGGAGCUGAAGGAUGCCAAGGCACCAGGGGCCUGAUGGGAGAAAGAGGGUAUCGAGGCGAGAAGGGUGAAACAGCUGACAAUGGUGCACCUGGGACAAAUGGAGAGCAGGGGAAGCCUGGAAUUCCUGGAAUUGCUGGACCAAAAGGGGAUAAUGGAAAUACUGGAAGUAAAGGCCCACCUGGAUUCAAAGGUGAGCGUGGAGAUGUUGGAAUACCAGGUGACCCUGGCACCCCUGGUCAAGAGACUUAUGCCAGAGGAUAUCCAGGUGAAAGAGGAAACCCAGGUGUACCGGGCGAACGUGGAGGAGGUGGCACACCAGGCUUCCGUGGUAGUAAAGGAAAUAAUGGGCGGCCUGGCCGGAGAGGACUUGUGGGUAAAACGGGUGUCAGGGGACUUUCCGGCUACCCAGGAUCCAUUGGGCCCUCUGGACUCCAUGGCCAACAGGGAUCUGCAGGAACUGUUGGACUGGAAGGAGUAAAAGGAGAGCGAGGAUUACCAGGGAUUCCGGGUGCUGCAGGAUUGUUUGGCUUCAAGGGUGCCAAAGGUAACCAAGGACUCCAAGGGGGAAGGGUACGUGGAACAAUCUCUUAG
Molecule: messenger RNA, 6197 nt
Organism: Rhincodon typus (whale shark)
Lineage: Eukaryota; Metazoa; Chordata; Chondrichthyes; Orectolobiformes; Rhincodontidae
Product: collagen alpha-3(VI) chain
Exons: 26
Coding region: 39-6197 (2052 amino acids)
Source: RefSeq, a predicted model, not a curated record